UGACACGCCACGUGACCACGCUCCACCCGAGCCUGCACGUGCAGAUACCAGCAUGAUAAAAACGGGCCGACAAAUAGAAGGAAGGGGCGCACAGUGCCGUGGUCAGAGGGCAGCCUAGAGCUCCAACCGUUGAAGGGAGGAAUUGUGGACGGUGAACAGUUUUGAUGAGGAGACUUUUCCGACUGAUAACUGUUGCUGUAUUUGGAGUUUCGAUUGAAGUAUACAGUGGUCGGAAAUUCAUAUCUGAUGGGAUAAACAUACUACUGCCAUUCGUGAUCAGUCAUGGGUCUUCUCAAGAUCUGGACUGUCAGCAUAUUGAACAAGGAAUCCUUACUCACUCGAAGCAUAAAGCACACAACAGUGCCAACUUGAUUCUACCUUUAGUUGAGUCGAGAUAUCAACGCAAGAGUAUAGGGUUCGGUUUUAACAAGAGGACUGUCAGUGUGUUGUUUCAGACAGUUAAUAACCCCUCGAAAACAUUUACGGUUCUGGAACCUCGUGCCCCCGGGACAUGCUUAAAGGGGAGCGGCGAGAGAGUCACAGUCAGGGAGAGUGCCAAACAGAAGAAGUGCAUCUUGGCUACAAGUGCAGGAUUCUUUAAUACUACCACUGGAGAAUGCAACGGCAACAUCUACAGCGACGGCAGACUGGUCAGAGACUCGGGUGGCGUGCAGAAUGUCCACUUCGGCGUCACUGCAGACGACUACAUCUUCGUGGGGUACCUGUCAAAGCAGGAUCUGGUCAGUCAUCAGUUUACCCAGCUGGUAGGGGGCGCAGUUUGGCUCCUCAGAGACGGGGAGAUACAUAUUGACGAGAGUGUCAAGACGGAAUGCUCGCGGACAACGGAAAUGGGACUGCGAGAGUUCGCUUCACUUCAAAAGGCUCGAAUCGCAGUAGGUCAUGACAAAGAUGGUCGCAUCCUCAUCGCACAUGUUGACGUGACGAAAGGAAAUGUUGGAGUCGACGCGUACGAGAUGGCAUAUAUAUUGCUUGACCUCGGCUUCGUGAAUGCCAUUAACCUUGACGGUGGAGGUUCCGCCACAACUGUCAUCAACGGUACUCUCGUCAGUCACCCGUCUGAUGAAUGUCCUGACAAGAUCUUCGCCUGUGAGCGUGAGGUGUCCACCAUCCUGUGUGUUCAUGAGCCAGAGCGUGUCACGGUUCAUUGGUUAGGGAAUGACUCCUGUGACCCGGGAGCGUGUAACAGCCCAGGGCAUUGGUCAAGACCAGCAUGUCCCCACCUCCAGUGUCCAACGAGUUGUGACCCACACGAAACAAAGCCAGCUGGUGUGGCAAGGGAGAUAACCGAGUCGGAACAUUUGGUGGCGGACCAGACAGUUCAGUACAGGUAGGCACUACACUGUCCUAGGAUAUGUGAAUGUCACACAACGAUUCUUCUCUUCUAGUGUGUGAAGACCCGUGAAGAUCCGGGGUAGAAUAGGUCUUCAGCAACCCAUGUGCUUGCCAUAAAAAGGCGACUAUCUUGUCGUAAGAGGCGACU
This is a messenger RNA of Haliotis rubra (blacklip abalone), 1501 nucleotides long. Its product is annotated as N-acetylglucosamine-1-phosphodiester alpha-N-acetylglucosaminidase-like. The transcript has 9 exons. NCBI's taxonomy places the organism in Eukaryota, Metazoa, Mollusca, Gastropoda, Lepetellida, Haliotidae. The record is from RefSeq and is a predicted model, not a curated record. Bases 165 to 1352 code for a protein of 395 amino acids.